This is a messenger RNA of Anopheles stephensi (Asian malaria mosquito), 2065 nucleotides long. RefSeq names its product neuropeptide SIFamide receptor-like. Gene Ontology annotation, biological process: G protein-coupled receptor signaling pathway. NCBI's taxonomy places the organism in Eukaryota, Metazoa, Arthropoda, Insecta, Diptera, Culicidae. The record is from RefSeq and is a predicted model, not a curated record. Gene Ontology annotation, cellular component: membrane. Gene Ontology annotation, molecular function: peptide binding; neuropeptide Y receptor activity. The coding region runs from base 270 to 1784 and encodes 504 amino acids. The transcript has 8 exons.
UAAAAAUAAAUUCAAAUUGCGGCGUUGCACCGACACUUAACUUUUGACACAUGCACAUGCACUUAAAUGUCACUCACACGGUACACUCAAUUUUGACAUAUCAACAAUCAUUCCAGCACAACAAAUAAAACACAAAUCAACAAAACAUUACCGCGGUGUGAUUUGUCCGUUAUUUUUUUGUAUAAUUUGUGUGUCAAAUAUCAGCUAAAAUUGAGUGAAAAGGUGAAACAGUGCGUAGUGAUGUCUUCUACUAGGUUGAGUGAUAAAGUAUGAUUAACAAAAUACGUGAAAUUCUGUUCUGCUCGUACAGUCGGAUGGUUUCAUUGCUUCAUAAAUCAAUUCCCGAUGGCACCGACCGGACGUUGAGCGUACCGCCGAACGACGAACCGGCCGGCCACACGAUGGUGUCCAUCACGGAACCGGACCUGCCCACGACCAUGGAAACGCUUGCCGAACGAUGCCUCGGCUGUGCGAUUAGCUACGGCGGACCAACCCAACCGAGGGCGACGACAACGGCUCAGGGCAACUGGACCUGGAGCUAUCUGGACGGAUUGGCGGCCGACCAGCAGCACCCGAAUCUAACCGCACCCCAGUACGACACACUCGACGCCCAGGACGACGACUUCCCGCAGUACGACAUUGAUCCGGCCUAUCAGCUGCGGUACAGCAUCCUCGGGACCGUGCUGCUGACUGUGGCCUACGCGCUCGUGUUUAUCGUGGGCCUGCUCGGGAACAUUUCCGUCGUGAUCGUCGUGAAGAAAAGCACCAUGAUGCGAUCGCCCACCAAUCGGUUCAUCGUCAAUCUCGCGUACGCUGAUUUAUUGGUCAAUUUUCUCUGCCUGCCGUUUACGCUGAUCGGGAAUCUGUAUCCAGCCUGGAUCUUGGGGGUGUUCUUCUGCAAGGGAGUAUCUUAUCUGCAAGGUGUUUCCGUUUCCGCUUCCGUCAACACGCUGAUGGCGAUCUCCAUCGAACGUUGCUUCGCGAUAUCGUUCCCCAUUUCGGGCACCAUUACGACCAGACAGUAUCGGUUGAUUGUGACCAUCAUCUGGUUUAUAGCGCUGAGUAUUAACCUGCCCUGGCUGUUCGUCUUCACGCUGCGUCCCAUCGGCAUCCCGGGAAGCAUAGCGCAGAUCUGCACCGAGCUGUGGCCGACUCCGGCAUCGGAAAGUUGGUACUUUCUGUUUGCCAACCUGUUCUUCUGCUACCUCGGUCCACUGAUUGUGAUAUCCAUCUGCUAUGUCAUCAUCUGGAAGAACGUUGCGUACCGGAAUCUACCCCGCGAGAUGAUUAUAAAUCGCAAAAAUGAGGUCUUCAAUCGCAGCAAGGUGAAGGUCAUUAAGAUGGUUUUCGUUGUGAUCAUCACCUUCGCCAUCUCGUGGUUGCCUCUGUACGCUAUCUUUUGCUUCGUCAAAUUUGCCGGAGAUUUGGUGUACGAUGAAGCGGUCCAAUCGUUCAUUUUAACCAUACUGCCGGUGGCUCAGUGGCUGGGUGCGUCCAACUCGUGCAUCAAUCCGAUACUGUACGCGUUCAUGAAUCGUAAAUUUCGGGCCGGCUUUAAGAAGCUGUUCCACAGCUGCUGCACGGCGGACGAGGACGAUUGGGAUCUGCCGACCACGGUGGGCCGGUUGGAGGAGAAAGAUUUGUACCUGCGGCGGGUGCGUUCGUUCAACAAUGGAAAGCAGCACCAGACGCUGCUGCACUACGGCCGGGAGCACUGCGCAACGCUUCGUGUGCCGCUGUCAACCCCAGCGAUCAGUGUGCCAAAUGGUGGGUCGCGAAAUUAAAAACUGUACAACACAUUUUGCCCCGAACAGCAAGCAACAAAGCUUACGUAAAACGUACAUACAAAUUAAAAAAGUUUAAUCUGCGGCAGAGCGAGCGGUAGGCGCGACUAGGCGCGACGCCGGAGACACAUUAUUCUAAUCGUUAAGAACAUCCAUGCGGGAACCAGAUUAUUGCCCUAAUAUUUACGCUCACUUUUGAAGUUGAGUCACACGUAUCAGAUGUAUUUUCAUAUAACUAAUUGUUCGGUAUAUAUAUAAAGAAAAAGAUUUUCAAAAUAAAA